Messenger RNA from Microtus ochrogaster (prairie vole), 1680 nucleotides. RefSeq names its product ST8 alpha-N-acetyl-neuraminide alpha-2,8-sialyltransferase 3 (gene St8sia3). Gene Ontology annotation, molecular function: alpha-N-acetylneuraminate alpha-2,8-sialyltransferase activity. Lineage: Eukaryota; Metazoa; Chordata; Mammalia; Rodentia; Cricetidae. Gene Ontology annotation, biological process: N-glycan processing; oligosaccharide metabolic process. The record is from RefSeq and is a predicted model, not a curated record.
GCCCCUAGGGCUUUUUCCUCGACCCUUCCCCCGCUGCCACCCGCCUCCUCCUUUCCUGGAUUUCUGCAAUUCUUCGGCCCCUGCGGGAAGCAAGCCUUCUGCUGAGGGCCGCCCACCCUUGCCCGGUCGAAGUCACCGCGGGGCGCAGCUCGGGCACAGCUCAUCUGGAGCCCCACCCCUACCUGUGCCUGCAAGGAGCUCUCCCCACACCGCUUCCUGAUGGGCGGGUGGUAACCACAAGCUGUACCCAGGGAGCCAAGCUGGGCUGGGGAUGUGGAACCUGAAGAAGCCAGGCCUGGACAGAAAAGCCUGGCUGCAGGCAGCCUCUUGGGGUCUCCAGCUAAGGGCUGAGGGUGCAAUCAGACUUGGGCUCGGGAAGGAAAAGGUUAAGGCUGGAACCCCCACCCCCACCCUUUGCCCGAGUCUCGAAUUUCUUCUGCCCAUUCUCCAAAAAUCAAUUCACAGGGACUAGCUGGUAGCCGGGUCCGACCGGCGAAGGCUGCUGUCCGAGGUGCUGACUCAAAGUCCCCGCCGCGCCGCGGACAGCAACCCUGUACCCGGCUCCGACCCUGGAUCUCUGCGUGACCGCCAUCUUUUUUAUGGUCUCUCUUACACCCGGAGGGCUGGACAAUGAGGAAGAGUUUCCCUUUUUCUUCCUUUCUUCCGGGUCACAGUUUGCCCUGAAGUUUCUAGACCCGUCAUUUGUGCCCAUUACGAAUUCUCUCACCCAUGAACUCCAAGAGAAACCUUCUAAAUGGACAUUUAAUCGGACAGCGUUUUUACGUCAAAGGCAAGAAAUUCUUCAGCAUGUCGAUGUAAUAAAAAAUUUUUCUUUGACCAAGAAUAGUGUUCGGAUUGGCCAACUGAUGCAUUAUGAUUAUUCCAGCCAUAAAUAUGUUUUCUCUAUUAGCAAUAACUUCCGCUCACUGCUGCCAGAUGUGUCGCCCAUUAUGAAUAAGCGUUAUAAUAUUUGUGCUGUGGUGGGCAACAGUGGAAUCUUGACAGGCAGUCAGUGUGGACAAGAAAUAGAUAAAUCUGAUUUUGUUUUUCGAUGCAAUUUUGCCCCAACGGAGGCUUUCCAAAAAGACGUUGGGAGGAAAACCAACCUCACAACCUUCAACCCCAGCAUCCUGGAAAAAUAUUACAACAAUCUUUUAACCAUUCAGGAUCGUAACAACUUCUUCCUCAGUUUAAAAAAGCUGGAUGGGGCCAUUCUUUGGAUCCCUGCAUUUUUCUUCCACACUUCUGCAACUGUAACCAGAACGUUAGUUGACUUUUUCGUUGAACACAGAGGUCAGCUAAAGGUCCAAUUGGCUUGGCCUGGAAACAUAAUGCAACAUGUCAACAGGUACUGGAAAAACAAACACUUGUCACCCAAACGGCUGAGCACAGGUAUCCUCAUGUACACUCUCGCUUCUGCAGUCUGUGAAGAGAUCCACUUGUAUGGAUUCUGGCCUUUCGGAUUUGACCCCAACACAAGGGAGGAUCUUCCAUACCAUUACUAUGACAAAAAAGGAACCAAGUUUACCACCAAGUGGCAGGAGUCUCACCAGCUGCCUGCUGAGUUUCAGUUGCUGUUCCGAAUGCAUGGCGAAGGGCUCACCAAGCUCACUCUGUCACACUGUGCCUAAGAACUCCAAACAGAAAGUGCCAAAUGGCUGUUUUAAAAGUGCCCCCCCC